AUGGCUGAGCAGCCGCCGCGAGACCGAUGGCGCUCGCAGUGCGACUUCCUGCUCAGUCUGAUCGGCUACUCGGUCGGCACGGGCAACCUCUGGCGCUUCCCCUACCUGUGCUACAAGUUCGGCGGCGGCACCUUCGUGGUCGCCUACGUGGUGAUGCUGCUCGUUCUCGGCAUCCCCAUGUACACGAUGGAGGUGACACUGGGCCCGUUUGCCCGCCAGUCGCCCAACGUGCUGUUUCGCCAGCUGGCGCCCCUGUUCUCCGGCGUCGGCUACGGCAUCAUCAUCAUCGGCACGCUCAUGUGCUUCAACUACAACGUCACCAUCACCUGGGUGUUGUCGUUCCUGGUGGCGUCGUUCAGAGGCGAGCUGGAGUGGUCGCGUUGCGGCCACAUCUACAACUCGCCGCGGUGUUUCACUGUGGCAGGAGACGAACGGUGUCGCAGCGCCAGCUCGGGGGCAGACGUGUUCUGGAACAAUACCUGCUACCCGGCGUACCAGCUUCUCGAGGGGCACGCGGAGCCAAACAAAGGCAUCGCGCUCAAUAUGAAGCCCGAUAUUUCCCAGCUGAAGGACCCCACCCUGUGGAGUGCUGCCGCCGCCCAGGUCCUCUACUCUCUGGGCUGCGGCCAGUGCGGCCUGUUCGCGAUGGGCAGCUUCAACCGGCUCAACAACAACUGCAUGCGCGACGCCAUCCUGGUGUCGCUGGUCGACACGGCCACCUCAGUGAUCGCCGCGCUCAUCGUGUUCUCCAUGCUCGGCUCGCUGGCACACACGCUGUGUCGCGACGUCGGCCGCGUGGUCACCUCGGACAUGAUGGUGCACACGCCGCUGCCGCCCGUCUUCAGCGCGCUCUUCUUCGUCAUGAUGGUCUCGCUCGGCAUCGACACGCAAUUCAUUGCCGUGGAGGCGCUUGUGAUUGCCGCUGUUGACCAAUGGCCAUCGCUGAGGAAGCAGAAAAGAUAUCUUGCUGUCGGUUUGUGUGUGCUCUUCUUCCUCUCCAACCUGAGUGUAUGCAUGGACGGCGGCAUGCUGAUCUUUGCACUGGUCGACCACUACGCCUUCACGUUCUCGCUGUUCUUCGUGGUGCUGCUGCAGGCGGUGGCCGUGGGCUGGGUGUAUGGCGCCGAGCGGCUCAUCGGCAACAUGCGCAGCGACAUGGAGAUGGGCCUGCCGCCGGCGCUGGCCGCCUACUGGCGGCUCUCGUGGCGGCUCGCCGUGCCGGCCGUCUGUCUGCUGGGCCUGGCCACCACCGUGUACCUGCACCAGCCGGCCUCGUACGGCGGCCGCCGCUUCCCCGUCUGGGCGGACGCCGUGGGACUGGGCAUCAUGCUCGCGCCCGCCGCGCUCGUCCUCUCCACAAUGCUGGCCGAGGCCGGCAUCAGACAGGGCCGGCCGCACCGCUGA
Molecule: messenger RNA, 1404 nt
Organism: Amphibalanus amphitrite
Lineage: Eukaryota; Metazoa; Arthropoda; Thecostraca; Balanomorpha; Balanidae
Product: sodium-dependent dopamine transporter-like
Exons: 3
Coding region: 1-1404 (467 amino acids)
Biological process (GO): sodium ion transmembrane transport
Cellular component (GO): membrane
Source: RefSeq, a predicted model, not a curated record